AUGCCCCCGAGUGGUGCGUCAACACCUCAAAAACGACCUAGGCCGAAUGACUUAGAAACGAGGAGUCUCUCGACUCAACUCACGGAGCGCACAAGAUUUGAUCCCUCCGUUCAAUCUUCAUCUGGCCCGUCGCGUCAAAGGAGCCCAGCACGAGAUCUUCUGAACGAUCUUCCCCUCGCGAUACCACCGAUCCACUGUACCCGACCCAAGGAAAUUCCUCUUCCUGACACCUCUCUUUCGCUGCGGAGAAGUUUGUGCGAAAAUUUUGGGCUCAAAGUGAUACCAGUGGGGCUCAAGGACAAGAUCCACUCCGCCGACCCGGAAGGGGCGAUGGAUAUCCCGGACGUGGCGUUCGAUUACGCUGACUCGAGGACCCCAGAACAACUCGAAGCACUUUGGCGGGACGUGGUUGAGAUCUACCAGGAAGCCGCAGAGUGUGAAGAACACGGCCAAGACGAGAAUGCUUGGGGCGCUGGGGUGAUACAGCCGAUCCUGAAGAUGGGAAUCAGGCACCAUCCCAUCCUGCAAGUAAAAAACGUACAAACACAAACCAUAAGCCCCUCUCUUCUCCCACGAUUACCUCACAAGUGCCGAGUCAGUCGAAAGGUCGAUUACGCAUUCGCCUUUUCCGCCCGUAACCGGCGGGUAAAGACAACAUACGAUGACUUCGCCAUUGCUUCACCGGAUCCGACUAUCAGCCAAACGACCGACCCAUUCACGAAGCGUAUCGCUAUUUUUUCUGGAGUUGAAGUAAAGCAAUCCAAUGGUGGCAAGGUGGAAGCACUUGCUCAGCUUUCUAUUUGGCUUGCUGCAAGUUUGGAAAAGCUUUUGCAAAUAAGCAGCCUUGGGGAAAGGGGAAAUGAGCACUUUACCCUUUUGCCGACCGUGGGUUGGACAGUUAUCGGUCAUGACUGGCACUUAUAUAUUGUCUUCAGGGGAUUGUUCGAAGGUCAGGAUAGAAUAUACAUUGAUGGGCCAAUUGAGAGUGUCGCCGCUAGUACACGAUCAUAUUACGGGAUCUUUAAACUGAUGGACCUGGUCCAUAGAGCUUCCAAGUAUGCGGAGGAAGUGUAUUGGCCCUGGAUGCGCGACGAGAUUCUGGGUCCCGUCAAUAGACCUAUCAGCGCAACGCGUCACACCAGGCAAGGAUAA
Molecule: messenger RNA, 1152 nt
Organism: Aspergillus affinis
Lineage: Eukaryota; Fungi; Ascomycota; Eurotiomycetes; Eurotiales; Aspergillaceae
Exons: 4
Coding region: 1-1152 (383 amino acids)
Source: RefSeq, a predicted model, not a curated record